AAUUUCCUUCCUUCCAUUACAAGCCCAAAAUCCCGAAGCGUCUUCCUCAUCGACGGUUGGUCGGCCGAUCGCUAAUCAAUUCAAGGAACAAACUCUCUCUCUCUCUCUCUGUGCUGGAUGUGAAAUGGAUGCUCGUCAUGCAUCUCUCGGUCGACGCACGUUGGAAGAAAUUCGACAGAAGCGAGCAGCAGAGAGAUUGAGCAAGGCCUCAUCUGGACCAGAUCUCAUAAAAUCCCCUACCGAUGGUACGGGAAUUAAGAAAUCGGAGAGCGCAAAUCGACUCUCAGAGAAUGAUAUUAGUGGUUUAGUAUCACAAUUGAAAGACACGAUGCAAAGGAAUGCAGAGCUUGAGGAAGCAAACACAAAAUUAACCUCAAUGCUUCAGAAGAAGGAGGUGGAGAACGACAUGCUGCAGAAGCGACUAAAUGAUCUGGAGCAGAACAUUGUACCAUCAUUAAGAAAAGCUCUCAAGGAUGUUGCUAUGGAAAAAGAUGCAGCAGUUGUUGCACGAGAGGAUCUUUCUGCCCAGCUUCGCACACUAAAGAAACGGAUAAAGGAAGCAGAAGAAGAACAAUACAGAGCUGAGGAGGAUGCAGCUGCAUUAAGAGCAGAAUUGAACUUGUUGCAGCAGCAGGCGAUGCACAGUCCUUCAGGUGGCAUCACUGCACCAAGAUAUUCAGAUGAUCAGAUGCAAGCCAUGGAAAAAGAAUUAUCUAAUUUGAGAUCCAAGCUCGAGCAAGAAUCAAUGCUGAGACAGAAAGAGCAUCAGCAGUUAGUGGAGGAGCAGGCCCGUACAUCUGCCCUUGUUAUUCAGAAACAAGAGUUAGAAGAGAAACUUGAAUCUAUCUCUAAAAGGGCAUCAGAGAGCGAAGCAGAGCAGGCAAACCAUCGACCAUUCACAAUGGAAGACAAGGAGAGACUUGAGAAGCAGUUGUAUGAUAUGGCAGUAGCUAUUGAGAGAUUGGAGAGUAGCAGACAAAAACUUUUAAUGGAGAUUGAUUCCCAAUCUUCAGAAAUUGAGAGACUAUUUGAAGAAAAUUCAAGUCUCUCAUCUGCUUAUCAGGAAUCGAUGGGAUUGGUCGCGCAGUGGGAGAAUCAGGUGAAAGUUUGUCUAAAGCAAAAUGAGGAACUCCGUAGCAUGGUAGAUAAUUUGCGUACAGAACAGACCAGUCUCUCUGUCCUGAAUGAUAAAGCUUCACGAGCUAUAAAUAUUUCUGGCGGAGGAGAUAAUACAACUGAAUCUCUGUAUGCAGCUGAACUUUAUUCCCUUAAGAGCCAGCUAUCUAAAGAACAAAGCAGAGCAGAAGCUCUAUCUGGAGAGGUCUUGCAGCUCUCAGCACGUCUCCAGCAAGCGACACAAGCGUAUAAUGGUCUUGCUCGACUCUACAAGCCCUUGCUGCGGAACAUUGAGAACGGCCUUAUGAAGAUGAAGCAAGAUGGCUCAGUGACGGUGCGAUAACCAUUGAAAUAAGUGAUUUUUACUUUUACUGGAUUAAAGUUCUAUUUGUUGAAAUUUUGACAAUCGAGCUAGAAAAGAACUGAAAAAUUAAUUUAUAUGAAAUGUGGUACUUGAUCUUUUCUAAAUUCUGUUACCUUGGAAGGUAUGUGGGUUGAUAUUUUUCA
This is a messenger RNA of Sesamum indicum (sesame), 1623 nucleotides long. RefSeq names its product myosin heavy chain-like protein. Lineage: Eukaryota; Viridiplantae; Streptophyta; Magnoliopsida; Lamiales; Pedaliaceae. The record is from RefSeq and is a predicted model, not a curated record.